Molecule: messenger RNA, 336 nt
Organism: Macrosiphum euphorbiae (potato aphid)
Lineage: Eukaryota; Metazoa; Arthropoda; Insecta; Hemiptera; Aphididae
Source: the annotation of a GenBank genome assembly
AUGGCCAUCUCAAAACCCGAAUUAGCCUGCGUCUACGCCUCACUCAUCUUGGCCGACGACGACAUCGACAUCACGGGAGAAAAAAUCCAAACCGUCUUAAAGGCCGCCAAUGUUGAAGUUGAACCAUACUGGCCUGGUUUGUUUGCCAAGGCUUUAGAAAAUGCCAAUGUUAAAGAUUUAAUCACAAACAUUGGAUCAGCAGUAGGAGCUGUACCGGCUGCAGGUGUCGCAGCCGCUGCCCCAGCAGCUGAAGCCAAGGAAGAAAAGAAAGAAGAGAAGAAGGAAGAAGAGAGUGAAGAGGAAGAUGAUGAUAUGGGCUUUGGUCUAUUUGAAUAA